Molecule: messenger RNA, 2610 nt
Organism: Hemicordylus capensis (graceful crag lizard)
Lineage: Eukaryota; Metazoa; Chordata; Lepidosauria; Squamata; Cordylidae
Gene: CDH17
Product: cadherin 17
Exons: 17
Coding region: 21-2528 (835 amino acids)
Biological process (GO): adherens junction organization; multicellular organism development; homophilic cell-cell adhesion
Cellular component (GO): adherens junction; plasma membrane; catenin complex
Molecular function (GO): cadherin binding; calcium ion binding
Source: RefSeq, a predicted model, not a curated record
CUUAUGAGUACUUCAGUAUUAUGUUAGAGAAGACUCUGCUCCUACUGUCUCUUUUACUGGUUGCUUGGCAAGGUGUCACUCAGCUAGGGUUAAGUGGGCCUUUGGAGGACAAGACUUUUUCUGUUCCAGAGGGUAGACUUAGAGUGCAGUAUUUAUACCAGUUUACAUUUGAACCUCCUAUUGUCAGCUUAAAAUUGUCUGGUGAGAAAGAUGGCAUCAUAGAGAUGUCACCGAAGGAAGGGAUUAUUUAUCUGAACGGAUCUCUUGACUGGGAAACAAGGAAGGUCCACAAGCUACAGCUGGAAGGUCUGAAUGCAAAUGGAGACCGAGUGAAAGGUCCAUAUUCUAUCACUAUAAAUGUUGAAGAUAUCAAUGACAACCCACCCACCUUUGAUCAGCCAAAAUACUACGGAAUCGUCAGACAAAGUUCUCGUCCAGGAAAACCCUUCAUGCAAGUCACUGCUUCUGAUCGUGAUGACCCUACCACCCCACAUGCACAGCUGAGAUACAGCAUUCUUCAACAUUUCCCCAACCCUUACCAAGAGAUGCUUUUUCAGAUUGACAACAUCACAGGAGCAAUUUCUACAAGUCUUGCUGGAUUUCAAUAUUUAGAUCCCCUGAAGGAGAAUAAUUUUCUGCUCAUUGUUUCUGUAAAUGAUAUGGCAGGACAAUCAAUAAAUUCUUUUGUUAGCAACGUUGAUGUGAACAUCACUGUGAUGGAAAACCUCUGGAAGUCUCCUCCAUCAGUAAAGAUCAGAGAAAAUGCUACUGAGCCCCACCCUAUCUGCAUCCCGACGUGUCGGGUGCAAUGGAAUGACCCAGGUGCAAAGUAUGAAAUCAUGUCCAAGGAGAAGCCUCCUAUUAAUUUACCAUUUGUGGUUUACCCAAAUGGGAGUAUUUGCAUGACUCAACCACUCGAUAGAGAAGAAAAAGACCUUUAUUCGUUCUUUGUAGCUGCAAAGGAUGAAGAAGGAGACCUGCUGGCCCGCCCAGUGACUGUUGAAGUCGUAGUAGAAGAUAUUAAUGAUAAUCCCCCUGUGUGUGACAAAGUUCUGACUAAAAUUGAAGUUCAGGAGAAUGAAGUUGUAGGGAAUUACAUAGGAACUCUUCGUGCUUCAGACAGGGACCAAAAAGACACGCUAAACUCUCGCCUGAAGUACCGCAUCGUGGACCAAAACCCCAAAGCCCCUCAUGACAAUAUGUUCCGCAUUGAGACAGACACGGGAGUAAUCCACUUAUUUAGUUCUGCAUUGAACAAACAGUCAGUCUCAAAUUACUCUUUGAAGGUGGAAGUGACAGAUUCAGCAUUCCAAACUCUGUGCAAUGUGCAAAUAAAUGUCAUUGAUAUCAAUGAUCAGAUUCCAAUCUUCGAAAAAUCUGAUUAUGGCUCUCUGACUCUUCCGGAAGACCUACCAGUUGGAACAGUAAUAUUGGCAAUUCAAGCUACCGAUGCUGAUGAACCAUUCACUGGAAGCUCUGAAAUUGUGUACAGCAUAACAAAGGGAGACCCAAACAAUACUUUUUCAAUAACAACUAUUCGAAAAACAAACAGAGGCUAUGUUAAAAUUAAUAACGUUCUUGAUUUUGAAACAGCUCCAGUAUACAAUCUUGAAAUCAGUGCCACAAAUCCUGAACCACUGGUGGCUGGAAUACAGUACAAUUCAAGUUCUGUGGCCUACUUGAGAAUUUAUGUCACAGAUGUGGAUGAAGCCCCCGUUUUCAUCAAGAACACCUUUAUAAUUGAUAAGUUGGAAAAUGUUACUGUAGGUUCCUUGGUGACAGAAGCAACGGCCAUUGAUCCAGAGGGAGACCAGAUAAGAUACAAGCUGAGAAACAACAACAGGAAUUGGCUGAGGAUUGACCCUCUAAGUGGUUCUGUAUUUACUGCUGCUCCACUGGAUCGGGAAACGGAACAUACCUACGUAGUGCAGAUUGUUGCAACUGAGCAAACGAAAGCAUCUCAGAGCUCCACAGCACAGCUGAUCUUGAACUUAAAAGAUGUCAAUGAUAACCCUCCAGUGCUUGUGAAGGAUUCUUUGUUCUUCUGCCACCCCCUUCAAGGAAGUGAGACAGCAAAGAUUGAUGUUUCUGAUCCUGAUGAACGUUCGUUUAUUCAUGCUUUCACAUAUACUCUCAUGGGUGGGAACACAAUACAAGACAACUGGGAUGUUGCUAAACCUGAUGGCAGACAUGCUUACAUUUCCCCAAAGCACAAGGAUCUUGAAGCAAAAGAAUAUAACAUCCCAAUAAAAAUUAAUGACAAGGGACGCCCGCCUAUGGAAGGAACCGUCAAUCUGAAAGUAAAUCUAUGUGCAUGUACAGACCAAAAGAUAUGCUUCCAUGAAGUUGACCGUAGCGAUUCGUGGCCAACAGUGGGCAUGGCAGUCGGUAUUCUGGUUGGUGUAUUGCUAAUUAUUGGUGUCAUUCUAGGGUUCGUAUUUCUCCACUUGAAACGCAAAAAGCAGUAUGAAAUGAAGGCCUCCCCAGCAAAUGCUGUAAAACCAUCUGAACUGAAAACCCUGACGUAAUUGUUUUACCAAAGGAACACUUCAUAUAUUUUUUUAUUAUUUUGUUGCGGUUCUUUCUCUCAUAAAUGCCCUUUCAGAAGUG